Prunus armeniaca (apricot) is the source of this 285-nucleotide messenger RNA. The record is from the annotation of a GenBank genome assembly. NCBI's taxonomy places the organism in Eukaryota, Viridiplantae, Streptophyta, Magnoliopsida, Rosales, Rosaceae.
AUGCACUUAAGCUGCAGGAAAAGCUGGCCUCCCAAUAGAAAAAUUCAUAAGAUUCCAGAUACUCUCCUGUCCCUGCAACAUCCACCUACGUACACCCUUGGCAAACGGCGAACUGAUCACAAUCUUUUGAUUCCCGAGUCUGAACUUAAAAGAAUAGGAGCUGAACUGCACUACACACAAAGAGGAGGAGACAUUACAUUUCAUGGUCCACAUCAAGCCAUCUUGUAUCCCAUUAUUUCUCUUCGGGAUAUUGGGCUUGGUGCUCGUAAAUACGUGGAGAAUUAG